ACGGCUUUACGGCUUUAUCAGUGAUAAUGGCGGAGGAAAGGCGUAAUGACGAACAGCUCUCCGAUGAUGGAGGUGAAAUUAGUGUUUUUCUUCAAAGCUCCAAUUCGCAUUCUGACUGUUUUCGGAAAGUAGUUGUAUUCAUAGAGCUAUGAUCAUUUUAAGACGAGAAAUACAGGCUUUUACAUAGUGUAACUAUUGGGAGUGUAUACCCGUCUGGCGACGGACUAAGGCUAAUGAAAUAGCUAGCACGAUGUUUUGUUUUUGACAUUUAUUUCGUUAGGCAAAUACGAUCUUAAAGGGGGUAGAUGGUCGUGUGUGCGCGUUUGAGGUACCAAGACGGAAGGUACAUUAACCAUGUUUUAGUUGAUGCCUGACAAGUUAUUUAAGUCAUUAGUUUUGUUGCUGUUAGUUUGUAACGUUUCGGCCUAUUCUUAAGUAGGACGGAGCCUAGCCAGCCUGCAUGAAUAGUUUUUAUGACAUAUUGUUUGAUAGACUAGAUUGCCAGAGACAGGAGAACGACGUUUUUCCGUUGAAACUAACUACGUAGAGGUGGCCAGCUUUUCUUGUAUACUGUAACAAUUAGUGAUCAGCCAAUUAGUGAUAAGCUUUAACACCACUAUGUCUGAGGACACGAGCAUUCUUGGUUUUUAUGUUGUAAUUUUAAUUACGUUAUGCUGUGGCAUAAGUAUGGUCAAUAUUCAUGUCGGGGUCCCUUAGCUUGGUUAAUAACUGCAGUUCUUUACCCGCUGGCCCAGUGUCAGGCUGCAGCUGCUCCCAUCUCCCAGGUAAAAAGUAGCUCACCUUGCAAUGGAGGGGGGGUUGCAGGGAAGCGAUCAGCCCGGGAGCCUAUGGGCCACCCGGUGCUGCCCAAAAUGUCCAAGAGUGGACAUGGGCUAACCAGCCAGUCUGCUAAGAAGCCUGCCCCUAUCUCCAUUAAGCUGGGUGCUAACAAACCGAAAGAGCCUGUCCCUGCUCUUCCUGCAAAGAAACCGGCAUUGGCCUCUGUGUUUAAUGAGGAUGAGGAUAGUGAACCAGAAGAGAUGCCUCCAGAGGCCAAAAUGAGGAUGAAGAACAUAGGCAGGGACACGCCCACUUCAGCUGGCCCCAACUCUUUUAACAAGGGCAAGCAUGGCUUCUCUGACCACCAGAAGCUUUGGGAGCGGAAACUUAAAUCCCAAAUUGAUAAAUAAAUUGAUCCCUAUUGUUGCUAGUUGAAGCAUGUUGGAGGGAGUCUGUGGCAGGGCAGAGAGUAUGUGUAGAGAAGUUUUUUUUUUUAUUUCAUUUUAUUUUUUAUUACUUUUUCGUGUAAAAUUAACUUCAAUUUGUUUGCGUCUACAGUAUAAAUUGUAUAUAUUUAACACAAUGUUAAUGUGCUAAGAGCAUUUUAUUAAUGUUCUGCUGAUUAUGGCUGUGUAGCAUCAAGACUGAACAGUUCACCUGAAAGGACAUUUUCACAGCCCACUCAGAUACUGCUCAGAGCCUGAAGAUACUUCAUUAAAACACUGAGUUUCAAAACA
Molecule: messenger RNA, 1517 nt
Organism: Paramormyrops kingsleyae
Lineage: Eukaryota; Metazoa; Chordata; Actinopteri; Osteoglossiformes; Mormyridae
Product: PEST proteolytic signal-containing nuclear protein
Biological process (GO): proteasome-mediated ubiquitin-dependent protein catabolic process; protein ubiquitination
Cellular component (GO): nucleus
Source: RefSeq, a predicted model, not a curated record